Messenger RNA from Scaptodrosophila lebanonensis, 982 nucleotides. Its product is annotated as allergen Tab y 5.0101-like. NCBI's taxonomy places the organism in Eukaryota, Metazoa, Arthropoda, Insecta, Diptera, Drosophilidae. The coding region runs from base 34 to 837 and encodes 267 amino acids. The transcript has 2 exons. The record is from RefSeq and is a predicted model, not a curated record.
GAUACCAUCGACUGACUUCAAUAUUAAACAACGAUGAUGACUGGCCUGAAAAUGGAAAAACUCUUGCUACUAGUAGCUUCACUCCUUGGACUGGCCGCUGCAGUGGAUUACUGCGCCCUGCCCACCUGUCUGGACAAGCACGUUGGCUGCAACAAUAAAGGCGAAUUUAGUCCAGAGUGCCCUAAGGAUGUGCGUGAAGUUAAGAUUGAUCCCCAUCACAAACUGAUCCUGACCCUGUUCAACGAGCUCCGCAAUAAUGUGGCCGGAGGCAGCAUUGAAGGUUUACCCAAAGCCGUACGCAUGGCCAAGAUGACUUGGUGCGAAGAGCUCGCCCAUUUGGCACUCUACAAUGUGAAGACCUGCCUCUCCCUGCCUGACAAAUGCCGCAGCACUGAACGAUUCGCCUAUGCGGGCCAGAACAAUGCCAUCUUCAGCUACAGUGGCGCUGAAUCCGAAUACACCGAUGCUGAAAUAAUAAAGGAACAAAUUGAAAACUGGUUUGCCGAGCGCUCCAACGCCUCUCCCGAGAUCUUGUCCAACUUCCCCGAGGAGCUGCCCAACAAGAACGUGGCCAAGUUCACCAUUUCGGUGGCCGAGAAGAACACCCAUGUGGGCUGCGCUGCCGUUCGAUUCUCUCGCGACUUCUACAAUCACUUCGUACUGACCUGCAACUUCGCCACAACCAACAUCAUUGGUCAGCCCGUCUACACUCCUGGCGAGAAGGCUACCAGUGGCUGCAAGAACCGCUAUGGCGCCGCCUUCGACUACCCCAACCUGUGCUACGCCAAGGAGAUCUACGACAACGAGAAGGUCAUCGCCGACAUCAAGGUCUACUAACUCCCUAUUGCCCCUUAAUUUCGUAUACGGAAAAAAUUGCGGAACCCUCUUGAUAUUUUAAAACAUCCGAUUUUUGGUUGAUACUGUCCAUAAACUCAUUGCCUGAUUUUGUUUUCAGUUAUUUAAUAAACUUCCCAGAACACAA